CCGGGGCGCUCUCCCAGCGGCGGGCGGCAGCCUUUGCAGCAGCGCCGUGCUUUUCCCUCCCCCAUGUACCUUCUGGGGCUUUCCUCCCUUUUCCGUCUUCCUCCUUCCCGGGAAGUGAAUUGCUGAUGCGGAUCGGACCCGAUUCAUUAAUGAUGCAGCCGGAUUCGUUGCGGGAUUGUGUUGCACGAGUUGAAUUUUGAAUGAAGGAGAAGAGUUGUAUUUUGUUGUUUUCUUGUUCUUGUUGUUCUUUUUUUAAAGAAGUCCUGACUUUGGUUCGCUGUACUUUUAAUUAUUAUUUUAUUUAAAUAUACGACUUAAUUGUAUUAUUCUUUUUAAGAUGUAUUGAAGAUCUAUUUUAUGGUAACUUUUCCUCCCAAUACAUGCAUCUGUGAGGGAUCGAAGACGCUUCGGUGAAGGGGGCUUCCUGGCGUGUCGGGGUGUCAUUCAGCACCGGCCGUGCAUGACAGUCGUGUGCAGGACGAGGGGUUUAUUUUUAAAACCGCACCUUUCAAAAUUUAGGAUCAGAUACUCGUAGUGCAAACCGAAAUACUCAUUGAAGGAAGAAGCUUCGGACCCUGAAGGAAACAUGUCCGGGGAAGUGCGUUUGAGGCAGUUGGAGCAGUUCAUUUUGGACGGGCCCGCUCAGACCAAUGGGCAAUGCUUCAGUGUGGAGACGCUGCUGGAUAUACUCAUCUGUCUUUAUGAUGAAUGCAAUAAUUCUCCGCUGCGAAGAGAGAAGAACAUUCUUGAAUACCUGGAAUGGGCCAAACCAUUUACUUCUAAAGUAAAACAGAUGCGUCUACAUAGAGAAGACUUUGAGAUAUUGAAGGUGAUAGGUCGAGGAGCUUUCGGAGAGGUUGCUGUAGUGAAACUAAAAAAUGCAGAUAAGGUAUUUGCCAUGAAAAUAUUGAACAAAUGGGAAAUGCUGAAAAGAGCUGAGACAGCCUGUUUUCGUGAAGAAAGGGAUGUAUUAGUGAAUGGAGAUAAUAAAUGGAUUACAACUCUGCAUUAUGCUUUCCAGGAUGACAAUAACUUAUACCUGGUCAUGGAUUAUUACGUUGGUGGGGAUUUGCUUACUCUGCUUAGCAAAUUUGAAGAUAGAUUACCUGAAGAUAUGGCUCGAUUUUACUUGGCUGAGAUGGUGAUAGCAAUUGAUUCCGUUCAUCAGCUGCACUAUGUGCACAGGGACAUCAAACCUGACAAUAUAUUGAUGGAUAUGAAUGGACAUAUUCGAUUAGCAGAUUUUGGUUCUUGUCUGAAGCUGAUGGAAGAUGGAACGGUCCAGUCCUCGGUGGCUGUUGGAACUCCAGAUUAUAUCUCUCCUGAAAUCCUUCAAGCCAUGGAAGAUGGGAAAGGGAGAUAUGGGCCUGAAUGUGACUGGUGGUCUCUGGGGGUCUGUAUGUACGAAAUGCUUUAUGGAGAAACACCAUUUUAUGCAGAAUCACUGGUGGAGACAUAUGGAAAAAUCAUGAAUCAUAAAGAGAGGUUUCAGUUUCCCGCUCAAGUGACUGAUGUGUCUGAAAAUGCUAAGGAUCUUAUUCGAAGGCUCAUUUGCAGCAGAGAACACCGACUUGGUCAAAAUGGAAUAGAGGACUUUAAGAAACACCCAUUUUUCAAUGGAAUUGAUUGGGAUAAUAUUCGAAACUGUGAAGCACCUUAUAUUCCAGAAGUUAGUAGCCCAACAGAUACUUCGAAUUUUGAUGUGGAUGAUGAUUGUUUAAAGAAUUCUGAAACGAUGCCCCCACCCACACAUACUGCAUUUUCUGGCCACCACCUGCCAUUUGUUGGUUUCACAUAUACUAGUAGCUGUGUUCUUUCCGAUCGGAGCUGUUUACGGGUCACAGCGGGUCCCGCGUCCCUGGACCUUGAUGUCAGUGUCCAGAGGACUCUCGACAACAACCUGGCGACCGAGGCGUAUGAGAGGAGAAUCAAGCGCCUCGAGCAGGAAAAGCUUGAGCUGAGUAGAAAGCUUCAAGAGUCAACACAGACUGUUCAGGCUCUACAGUAUUCAACUGUUGACGGUCCACUGACAGCAAGCAAAGAUUUAGAAAUAAAAACCUUAAAAGAAGAAAUUGAAAAACUAAGGAAACAAGUAAGAGAAUCAAGUCACUUAGAACAACAACUUGAGGAAGCCAACUCUGUAAGAAGAGAGCUCGAUGAUGCUUUUCGACAAAUCAAGGCUUAUGAAAAACAAAUCAAAACACUACAGCAAGAAAGGGAAGAAUUAAACAAGGAACUAGUCCAGGCUAGUGAGCGAUUAAAAAACCAGUCCAAAGAGCUGAAAGACGCACACUGUCAGAGGAAACUGGCCAUGCAGGAAUUCAUGGAGAUCAAUGAGCGGCUAACAGAAUUGCACACCCAAAAACAGAAACUUGCUCGCCACGUCCGAGAUAAGGAAGAAGAGGUAGACCUGGUGAUGCAAAAAGUUGAAAGCUUAAGGCAAGAACUGCGCAGAACAGAGAGAGCCAAAAAAGAGCUGGAAGUUCACACAGAAGCCGUGGCUGCUGAAGCGUCUAAAGACAGGAAACUGCGUGAACAGAGUGAGCACUAUUCUAAGCAGCUGGAAAAUGAAUUGGAGGGACUAAAGCAAAAACAGAUUAGUUACUCACCAGGACUGUGCAGCAUAGAACAUCAGCAAGAGAUAACCAAACUAAAGACUGAUUUAGAAAAGAAAAGUAUCUUUUAUGAAGAAGAAUUGUCUAAAAGAGAAGGAAUACAUGCAAAUGAAAUUAAAAAUCUGAAGAAAGAACUUCAUGAUUCAGAAGGCCAGCAACUUGCUCUCAACAAGGAAAUUAUGAUUUUGAAAGACAAAUUGGAAAAAAACAGGAGAGAGAGUCAAAGUGAAAGGGAAGAAUUUGAAAAUGAGUUCAAACAGCAGUAUGAGCGAGAAAAAGUAUUAUUAACUGAAGAAAAUAAAAAACUGACAAGUGAACUUGAUAAGCUCACCACUUUGUAUGAGAACUUAAGUAUACGCAACCAGCAUUUAGAAGAAGAGGUAAAAGACCUAGCAGACAAGAAAGAAUCAGUUGCACAUUGGGAAGCCCAAAUCACAGAAAUAAUUCAGUGGGUCAGUGAUGAAAAGGAUGCACGAGGGUAUCUCCAGGCCUUAGCUUCUAAAAUGACUGAAGAGUUGGAAGCUUUGAGAAAUUCCAGCCUGGGUGCACGAGCAACAGAUAUGCCCUGGAAAAUGCGUCGUUUUGCAAAACUGGAUAUGUCAGCUAGACUGGAGUUGCAGUCAGCUCUGGAUGCAGAAAUAAGAGCUAAACAGGCCAUCCAAGAAGAGCUCAAUAAAGUGAAAGCAGCUAACAUCAUCACAGAAUGUAAACUAAAAGAUUCAGAGAAGAAGAACUUGGAGCUACUCUCAGAAAUCGAGCAACUGAUAAAGGACACUGAAGAGCUUAGAUCUGAAAAGGGUAUAGAGCACCAAGACUCACAGCAUUCUUUCUUGGCAUUUUUGAAUACGCCUACCGAUGCUCUGGAUCAAUUUGAAACCGAUCCCGUUGAGAACACACAUGUACGGAAUCCGAACGUCAAGGUUAACAUCCAGUCAAGGUCCACAUCUCCUUCCACAUCUAGUGAAGCUGAGCCAGUUAAGAUUGUAGACAGUACUCCUCUUCCAGUUCACACACCAACCUUAAGGAAAAAGGGAUGUCCUGGUUCAACUGGCUUUCCAGCUAAGCGCAAGACCCAUCAGUUUUUUGUCAAAUCUUUCACUACCCCUACCAGAUGUCACCAGUGCACCUCUCUGAUGGUGGGUUUGAUAAGACAAGGCUGUUCCUGUGAAGUGUGUGGAUUUUCAUGUCAUAUAACUUGCGUAAACAAAGCUCCAGCUGCGUGUCCAGUCCCGCCUGAGCAGACGAAAGGUCCUCUGGGGAUAGACCCGCAGAAGGGGAUAGGAACAGCCUAUGAAGGUCAUGUCAGGAUCCCAAAGCCAGCGGGAGUGAAGAAAGGAUGGCAGAGAGCAUUGGCUGUGGUUUGUGACUUUAAACUCUUCCUGUACGAUGUUGCUGAAGGAAAAGCAUCUCAGCCCAGUGUUGUGGUCAGUCAGGUGAUUGACAUGAGGGAUGAAGAAUUCUCUGUGAGUUCAGUCUUGGCUUCUGAUGUGAUUCAUGCAAGUCGAAAAGACAUACCCUGUAUAUUCAGAGUCACGGCUUCCCAGCUCUCGGCGUCUGACAGCAGGUGUUCGGUCCUGAUGCUCGCGGAGAGCGAGAGCGAGAGGAACAAGUGGGUGGGCGUGCUCAGCGAGCUGCACAAGAUUUUGAAGAAAAGCAAAUUCAGAGACCGCUCAGUCUAUGUUCCCAAGGAGGCUUAUGACAGCACUCUGCCCCUCAUUAAAACAACCCAGGCAGCUGCUAUCAUAGAUCAUGAAAGGAUAGCACUGGGCAACGAAGAAGGCUUGUUUGUUGUUCAUGUCACCAAAGAUGAAAUUAUUAGAGUUGGUGACAAUAAGAAGAUACAUCAGAUUGAACUCAUUCCAAAUGACCAGCUUGUUGCCGUGAUCUCAGGACGAAAUCGCCACGUGCGACUUUUUCCCAUGUCGGCUUUGGACGGACGAGAGACUGAUUUUUAUAAGCUGGCAGAAACUAAAGGGUGUCAGUCCAUAACUUCUGGCAAAGUGUGCCAUGGAUCUCUCACAUGCCUGUGUGUGGCUAUGAAAAGGCAGGUCCUCUGUUACGAACUAUUUCAGAGCAAGACCCGUCACAGAAAAUUUAAGGAAAUCCAAGUCCCAUAUAAUGUGCAAUGGAUGGCAAUCUUCAGCGAGCAGCUCUGCGUGGGAUUCCAGUCGGGAUUCCUCAGAUACCCCUUGAGCGGGGAGGGAAGUCCGUACAGUAUGCUCCAUUCAAACGACCACACGCUGUCCUUUAUUGCACACCAGCCGAUGGAUGCCAUGUGCGCAGUUGAGAUCUCCAGUAAAGAGUAUCUGCUGUGUUUUAACAGCAUCGGGGUCUACACCGACUGCCAGGGCCGGAGGUCGAGACAGCAGGAACUGAUGUGGCCGGCGAAUCCUUCCUCUUGUUGUUACAACGCACCGUAUCUCUCAGUGUAUAGUGAAAACGCGAUUGAUAUCUUCGACGUGAACUCCAUGGAAUGGAUUCAGACUCUCCCACUCAAAAAGGUUCGACCCUUAAACAGUGAAGGAUCAUUAAACCUUUUGGGGUUGGAGACAAUUAGAUUAAUAUAUUUCAAAAAUAAGAUGGCAGAAGGGGAUGAGCUGGUGGUUCCUGAAACGUCGGACAACAGUCGGAAGCAGAUGGUUAGAAACAUCAACAACAAGCGGCGCUUCUCCUUCAGGGUCCCGGAGGAGGAGAGGGCUCAGCAGAGGAGAGAGAUGCUGCGGGAUCCAGAAAUGAGAAAUAAAUUAAUUUCUAACCCAACUAAUUUUAACCACAUAGCACACAUGGGCCCAGGAGAUGGAAUACAGAUCCUAAAAGACCUGCCUAUGCCAGGCUUCCCUCAUCCAUCCCCUCAUCAUCACUCCGGCCUGAUCUCCUCUCCGAUCAACUUUGAGCACAUCUAUCACAUGACUGUUAAUUCUGCUGAAAAAUUUCUCUCUCCUGAUUCCAUAAACCCCGAGUAUUCCCCGUCUCUGCGCUCUGUCCCCGGUACACCAAGCUUUAUGACUCUGAGGAACCCUCGGCCUCAGGAAAGUCGGACGGUGUUCAGCGGCUCAGUCAGUAUUCCAUCCAUCACCAAAUCCCGCCCUGAGCCCGGCCGCUCCAUGAGCGCCAGCAGCGGCCUGUCAGCGAGGUCGUCUGCACAGAACGGCAGUGCAUUAAAGAGAGAAUUCUCCGGGGGAAGCUACAACACAAAGUGGCAGCCCAUGGCCUCCCCGUCGGAGGGCUCCUUGUCCUCCGGAGGCAUGGACCAGGGAAGUGACGCCCCAGCCAGGGACUUCGAUGGAGAGGACUCGGAUUCCCCGAGGCACUCCACAGCUUCCAACAGCUCCAACCUGAGCAGCCCGCCCAGCCCGGUGUCGCCCCGGAAGACCAAGAGCCUCUCCUUGGAGAGCACCGACCGCGGGAGCUGGGACCCGUGAGCGGCUCCGGCGCUCGCAGCGGACGCCAGAGCGGCUUCUCCCUCUCGGCCCCUCCACUGCCGUCUCCGCGUCCGUCCCCCGCCCCUGCCGGGAAGGCUCAGGGCCCGUGGCAGGAGCAGGGUGGGGGCUCGGGGACGCGGACGAUCGCACUUGCAGCCCCCCGCCCCUGCGCCCCCUCGACUUAACAGCAGCAGCCAUCAAGGCAGACUUCCAUGAGCGGCUUCACUGAAUAUCGAUUCCAUUUCACACACUUAGAGUUGCUUCCCACCAUCGUGUCCCCCUCCCCGAAGGUAGCUCGAGUAGACAGACCUCGCAGACGUGCGCGGGAAGAACGUCAGGCGGACUGGUUUGCACGGCAGAGCCUCCGCGCGGGGGCAGCGCCGGGUCCCCCAGCCGCCCCCGCCCUCCUCCUGCGCCCACAGCCAAUGUCGACCUGAUCGUUGCCAGUAAAUCCUUAUUCACUAAAACAGUGCGUAUUUUACUACAAUACAGAGUUUAAAUAAGUACACAAAUGUAGAGGUUAAAUACUGAAUGUAUAUAGUAAAAAGCAUCUUGUAUUCAGCAAAAGAUGGAUUCCUAUAUAAGAGAGAGAUCAUUUAAUUUAAAGAAAUGUGUUGUUUCUCGUCUGUUUUCCAGCUAAAUAAUUUAAAGGGUAGGAAGGCCUCAAGCUGACAUUCUAGACCUUGGUAGAAGCAGAGCGAGAAGGGUCAGAGUUCCCUCUCUGGUCACGGCCGCGGUCCCCGGAAGAGCUGCAGGAAAACAUUCCGAAACUCUGUCUGGCCGCUCUGGGCUGUGGCCCGAGCACCUGACCAAACCCUGGACGCCCCUUCAGUGACAGCGUCAACAGGCAAAUUUACUUCCAGGUCUUUCACUAGUGGUAGGAUUCAAACCACACUCCACAGCUUUUAUUGUAUUUUGGUAUUUUCUGCAGAUGAAUGUAGAAAUGUGGUCUCGUCACCUCCUGAGCCCUUCCACUGAAAGCACGCAAGGGAUGUUGUGGCUUCUGAAGGUCCCUAAAAAGGUUCCUAGACGUGCGUUCCACCUGGGCUAACUCCGUUCUUCCCUGCGUUGCCAGGACACGUCCUUGGCCGGGCCCCCUCAGAGAAGCCCGAGAGUUUAAUUACCAAAUAAUAGAAAACCUCAAAUGCAAGGACUUGAACAGCCUUAACCAAAUACUCUUUCCCGCCCCUGGUGGAAACAAGUGUGCGGCCCGCCAGGCAGGGGGCCUGGCGGCGCUCCUGCUGUUCCUGCCGCUGCUGGGAAGCGUGUGCACAACCCGGAGGGCUGGAGUCCUUCACAGUUAGUUCCCCAGUUAAGCACAUGAGCAGUGAAAGAGAAAUAAAAAUAUCUCGUGGAAGUCAAGAGAAUCUGGCUCUCUUCCGUUCUAUCUAAAUUUCCCUGAGCUCUAGCAACGAGAGUUCCUCCUUUCUCUCAGCUUCGGUGAGUGUGGAGCCUUAGUCGCAGUGUCCGAGCGCCGUGUCCCCUGGGGUGCCCGCUUCUCAGCGGAGCUGGGACCGUGUCCGGUUGCUGCUGCUCUGAGAAGGCGCCCGAGGCUCUGUGAGGGGAGAGACGACCCACGGGGGCCGCCUGCUGGUCCUCUCUCCAUCUUUCUGCUUCGGGGAAAGAGGUGCCGUGUGAGAUGCUCUUGUACGUCCGGAUGCCCAGGAUCAGACCUUGAGUUUGGUCCCUGCCCUGUGGCCCGGCAGGCCUGUCCGCAAGUUUGGCACUUCCUCCCGAGGGGAGGGAAGCCACCACCAGCGGCCGCUGCCUGUCCUCCCGACCUCCCCGGCCCCUUGCCUCUCCCCUCCCUGGCUCCCCAGCCGUGAGUCACGGGACUCCACACUAAGCCAUUCAUUGUAGCUUCGACAACUGCGUGUGAAUUUGUGUUGCCUGUAGGUGCUUCUCUUUUAAAGAUGCUUUUAGGAUCUGAGUGUCACCCUACCUGAGGUCCGGCAGCACUGCGGGGGUCACGGCAGCGAGAGGGCCCCCGAAGGUGGGGGUGACGCGGUCGCUGCCCGCCCCCCAGCACUUUGUGCUCGGUGCCCAGCAGUCUGGAGUCGCGUAGAGCACACCCGGACAGGACCGACCCUGACGGCAGGAGUGUGGGGGAGAAACGCUGCCUCAGGGAACAGUUGGGGCGGGGGGGCAGCUCUUCUUAAGAUAACAAUCCUUCUCCUGGGCUUACCCCCUCAGAUACGAAGCUGUUACCUGCAGAAGUUCCUGAGAAGAAUGAUCUGAAAAGGCAGGGAAUGGGUUCUAGGGAAACAGAAAACCUACUGAUGGUUCAGAGGGAUCAGGAGCAAAGGUCAGGGAGGAGGGAAUGCUGCCCGAAGUCUUGGCUCUCUUCUCUUGCAGGACCUCUUAAAAUCACGUCUGGCAGCAGGCACGCAUUUCACAGUAGGAAGGACAGCUCAGUGUGAGGCAUUUCUGGAAUAGUCUGUAUGUAUUGGUAUUUUGGUGCUAUCUAUGUCCAGCCAAUUUGUUGUCUACCCUUGAAUUCUAAUUUAAUCUUGUGUGCUCUGGGUAUAUAAAAAUUAUAUGCAUAUACAUAUAUAUAUAGUUCUUUUUGCCAAAAACAAAGCCUUCCUCCUCGUCAAAUGCUCACUAAAGCAGAUUUCACUUUUGUAGUUGUGGGCACACGCACGCACCCCUACGUCAGCGAUGCACACUCGUCUCCGGGAGCACAGUUGGAAGGUUCGGGGAUGGAGCUGGAAGGGCCCAUCUGUUCAGUUUCCCAUGCGGUUCUCGCACCCAGGCUUCUGGGAAGAAUCUGAACUUGCUGUUAUGUUUGCAGCAACAGUUUGUCAUUCCUGGCUGGCUCCCAGCCUCUCUCUGCCUUCCGUAUGGUUAGAGUCCUGUCAUUCCGUUACCUAGUGGCCACAUCGACUUGCAUUUCUGUGGACUCUCGGGUCUCCUCCAGAAGAACCGGAGAGGCUGCGGCCUCCCAGCCAAGCGGGCCGUGCAAGCCCUCCUCCCGGUGUCUGGACGGAGGGGCGCACCCCGCAGCGGUCAGACAGGGGUAGUGGGGCCCGCCACUCCCCCAGCUCUCUGGCCCAGCCCCUGAGUUAGUAGGUAAGCUGCAUGACCGUUCGUUGCACUCGUUAGCCCUCUUUCCUUGUUCUGACUUUAAUUAUCACUCAAGUCCAGAUUCUCUGCAGAGUCGGCUGGGUAAGAGGGCUGGGCUUCCUCUGGAGCCUUCAGCCACCCAGCACUGGCCACUAGGCCAAGCCUGCCCCAUUCCCAGGGAGUGCUACACACGAGGGGCCGUGUCACUUACGGGGGCGACUGGCAAGAACAAACCUGGAAACUUCAUGAAAACAAAAUGACCUGCCUUUUUGUUUGAUAGUGGAAUAUCAUUUAUUUUAUAAAUUUUUUAGGGUUUUUUCUCAUUGUAAUAUUGUACAGUUUUGCAUGGCCUAGGUGUAAUCAUUUUUUUGUUUAGAAUAUAAUGCUGACAAAUGUGUGUACGGAAGGGAAAAAGAUACUGCUUUGGCCUGUUUCCUUUUGUUUCGUUUUUAUGCCCUCGAUGUCUUAGGGAGGUUUCUAAGCGAUUCUCUGCUACCAGACAACGGUGUGGAUUCUUUUGCACAGAAAUAUUUAAGGUGGGAUAGUAAAAAAUGUAACAAGACUCCUUGCCAAUAUUUUAUGUUGGUAUCACUUAAUAUUAACCAGAAUUUGAUGUAUUGCAAUAAAACAGGGAGCUGUUAGACCUGA
Ailuropoda melanoleuca (giant panda) is the source of this 9751-nucleotide messenger RNA. It is a transcript of the gene CDC42BPA, whose product is annotated as CDC42 binding protein kinase alpha. Bases 587 to 6037 code for a protein of 1816 amino acids. The record is from RefSeq and is a predicted model, not a curated record. Gene Ontology annotation, cellular component: cytoplasm; cytoskeleton; actomyosin. Lineage: Eukaryota; Metazoa; Chordata; Mammalia; Carnivora; Ursidae. Gene Ontology annotation, biological process: actomyosin structure organization; peptidyl-threonine phosphorylation. Gene Ontology annotation, molecular function: protein serine/threonine kinase activity; ATP binding. The transcript has 38 exons.